AUGAAAAUAUCAUCCAUAUUAGUUUUGAUUAUUUUUGAUAUUUUUGAAGAUAUUCAGGAGGAUAUCGAUGAAGAAGAUCUCAGUUUGCUCGAAAGGGCUUUUUAUGAGAUGCAAAAUGAUGGAACAGAUAAAUGGAAUCGCAAUCUUUAUUGGGUUCCUCCUAGUGAAGUUUUUAAUGUUAAAAUAUUGGUAAGUUUUAAAUUUCUUUAUUAUUAUGGGGAAAAAAAGUUUUUUCAGUUACGAGGUAUUGUUCCUCAUCCUGCUGGCUGUAUGCGUGCUCAAGGUUAUUAUAAGAUGUCGAAGAAGCAGAAGCGUGGAAUGAAGCGCCGUCCUGGUACUGGAGCUACAGAAAUUAGUGAACGAGAUGAAACAACUGUUCGACAUUUAGCACAAGCAACUAGAGAAGCUCGUUCUAUGAAUAGGAGAUUGCUUACUACUAUGGGCGAUGUUACUUCUGAUUUUUUCAAAAUAAAUCAGCUUAAAUAUCGAAAGAAGAUGGUCAAGUUUGCUCCAUCGCGAAUACAUGGCUGGGGUUUAUAUGCUUUGGAAGCAAUUGCUCCAGAUGAAAUGAUAGUUGAAUAUAUCGGGCAAAAAAUCAGACCAACUGUGGCCGAUGAACGAGAAAAACGAUACGAAAAACGUGGAAUGGGCUCGAUUCAUGACAUUCUGGAAUCAUUAUUUGUUGAAAUUUUGCAGGUUAUCGAUGCUACUCAAAUGGGUAAUUUUGCACGUUUUAUCAAUCAUUCGUGUCAGCCAAAUUGUUAUGCGAAAGUGCUCGUUGUGGAUGGAGAGAAAAGAAUUGUAAUUUAUAGCAAGGUACCGAUCAGUAAAGGUGAUGAAAUUACAUACGAUUAUAAAUUUCCUAUCGAGGAAGAUAAAAUUGACUGUUUAUGCGGGGCCUCCAAUUGUCGAGGAUCACUCAAUUAA
Messenger RNA from Dracunculus medinensis (Guinea worm), 927 nucleotides. NCBI's taxonomy places the organism in Eukaryota, Metazoa, Nematoda, Chromadorea, Rhabditida, Dracunculidae. The record is from the annotation of a GenBank genome assembly.